AGGGGAUUGGUCAUGUUGGAAGAAGUGUUCUCUGCUUGAAACCCCUCUCUCUCUCUCUCUCUCUCUUCGUUCUUCUCUUUUUCUCUCGUCUCCCUCUGUCUCACUUCCGUAAAAGCAGCCAUGUACAGCUUCAACCAUGGCAGAAGGCCCAGAACUGCAACCCCAUGAAGACUAUGGUAAGUGGGUUUGGCUCUGUUUCUUGCCUUGUUGGUGCUUUCUUUGGUAGUGGUGGUGGUGGUAAAUUAAGUGGGAGUGGGGAAUGGGAGGAGAGAGCUGGGGAAUGGUGUCGCCGACGGUGGCUGUGGCGGCUGUCAAUGUGGAGAGGGAGGAGCAUUGGAAGCACUUUGACAACUCUGUAAAUGCCGUUUCUUUUGGGUUUGUUGCCACUGCUAUUCUCAUUUCUAUGUUCCUUGUUAUGGCCAUUUUUGAGAGGUUUUUACGGCCUAGAUCAUCGCCCUCUGGUUCUAGGACUCAUGGGGAUCCUGAGGCUCCGAUGAUGUUCGAUGGCAAGCUUCGUUACCCUUCUCCCAAAAUGACGGUUUACGCUAGAGGGGUAUCGGUGUUGAUGCCCGGAGAACAAAUCCCUACUUACAUUGCACACCCAGCUCCGGCACCAUGUCCUCCGGAGCGCAUUGCUCGGCCUCUCCAUCAACAUAGCCCAUGCCAACCUAUCUCCUUCUUCAGCUCAAUUUCAGGCGACAACCUAACUUGACUAGGCAAAAAUGCAUUUUUUUUUCCUUCUUUUGUAUUUGUCUUUUUUUUUUUUUUUGGUCUUUUUCAUAAAUUCAAGCAAGCCCCCAUAACUCAGGAACCUGGAUUCUCUGCGGCAGACUGUAAAUCAGCCAAAAUGGAGAUGGAGCCAAGGCUUUUCUUUUUGAGGGCAAGGUUGUUAUCAGAGUUGGUAUGUUAUCUUCAAAGGAAAUUCAAGUAGAAAAAGACAUGUAUAUUUGGAAUUGAUGAUCAUGGCAAAAUGGUUUUACGCCUCCAAAACCAUAUUAGAAGUUACUCUCUUUUCACA
Molecule: messenger RNA, 1018 nt
Organism: Vitis vinifera (wine grape)
Lineage: Eukaryota; Viridiplantae; Streptophyta; Magnoliopsida; Vitales; Vitaceae
Exons: 2
Coding region: 260-712 (150 amino acids)
Source: RefSeq, a predicted model, not a curated record